Molecule: messenger RNA, 2112 nt
Organism: Anopheles coluzzii
Lineage: Eukaryota; Metazoa; Arthropoda; Insecta; Diptera; Culicidae
Product: alkaline phosphatase
Exons: 8
Coding region: 194-1840 (548 amino acids)
Biological process (GO): dephosphorylation
Molecular function (GO): alkaline phosphatase activity
Source: RefSeq, a predicted model, not a curated record
CGGUUCGUCAGCUGGUGCAGUGGUGCAGGUGUGCUCUCGUCUACCGUUCGGUACAGUCGUGCGUAGGCACAAAAUCACAGUCACAGCUUCGGCUGAGCUGCGGACCACCACCGUGUGGUAAAAAAAACGCGUGUGGUCAGCGAGGCCAAACCAUCCGUGCCUGAAAGGUCGUCUGCGGUAAUUAUCGCUCAAGAUGCUGUACCGGCUGCUGUGCGUCUAUCUAGCUUUGGUCGGUGGCCUAGUUUCGACGUCACCAUUGCACCAUGAAGCUGAGGAAGAAUACGACCCAAUGCAUCCCCAGCGGUUUCUGUUCGCGGAUCUGGCGCCAACGGCAUCUACCGACCAGCGCGCCAAACGCUCGUCCGCAUCGAUGCCUAAACUGCGCUUCGAGCCUCCGUCCCCAAACGAGCAGCAUGCCCAGUACUGGAACAACGUGGCACAGGACAUACUCGACCGGCAGCUGUACAAGAACAGGCUGAACCGGAAGGUGGCCAAGAAUGUAAUCAUGUUCCUGGGUGAUGGACUCUCCAUCCCAACGCUGGCCGCAACGCGCGUCUACCUCGGUGACGAAAGCACGGAGCUGUCGUUUGAGCGGUUCCCGUACGUGGGACUUUCCAAGACAUACUGCGCCAAUGUACAGGUUGCUGAUUCGGCCUGCACCGCAACUGCCUACCUGGCCGGAGUGAAGGCUAACUACGGAACCAUCGGCCUUACGGCCGCGGCUGCCCUCGGGGACUGUCAAGCGCAGAACGAUACCUCCAACCAUGUACAUUCGAUUGCAAAAUGGGCCCAGGACGCUGGGCUUUCUACCGGAUUCGUAACAACCACGGAAGUGACGAAUGCUUCCCCAGCUGGGAUGUAUGCCCACACGGCCAAUCGAAACUGGGAGUAUAACGGUGCCAUCGAGAAGGACGGCUUUGAUCCUGCCGUAUGCCAAGAUAUUGCCUCCCAACUUAUCCAUGGCGAGGUCGGCAAACAUAUGCGAGUUAUUAUGGGCGGAGGUCGUCGGGAGUUCCUGCCAACCCACGAAACCGACAUCGACGGCAUCCAGGGAAGGCGCACCGAUGGAGAGGAUUUAAUUAAACACUGGCAACAUCAUCAUUCCCAUCACCGAUCUGCAUACGUGCAGAACCGUGUCCAAUUACUCGAGACCAACACUGCGCACGGUGAGACGGACUAUUUGCUUGGCCUGUUUAGCAGCAAGCAUCUUCCCUACCAUCUGGACGCGGACGAACAGCAGAUCCCCACGCUGUCCGAGAUGGUAUCAACCGCGAUGGACAUCCUCGAGCGCAACGACAAUGGAUACUUUCUAUUUGUGGAAGGCGGCCGGAUUGAUCAUGGGCAUCAUUACACACAGCCGAUAAGAGCGUUCGACGAGACGGUCGAGUUCGCCAAAGCUAUCGAGAUGGCACGCAGCCGCACGAGCCAGGAUAAUACACUGAUUGUCGUAACGGCGGACCACUCGCACACGAUGACGAUGAGCGGUUACUCGAGUCGCAAAAAUGACAUACUCGGAGUUAAUAAUGGCCAGCGGGCGGAUGAUGAGCUGCCGUACGCCACCAUCAGCUACGCGAACGGACCUGGUUACGAUCGGAACGUGCAGCGCGAAGCCCGGCUCGACCUGAACCGGGUCGACAUGCGGGACAAAUCGUUCGCCUUUCCGAGCACCGUACCGCUCGGGCUGGAAACACACGGCGGUGACGAUGUGGCCGUAUUUGCCAGCGGUCCUUGGGCGCAUCUGUUCAGCGGUACCUACGAGCAGCAUUUCAUCCCGCACGCGAUGGCCUACGCCGGAUGCAUUGGACCGGGUCGUACGGCCUGCACUGAGCAGCAAUCGUAAAUCGGACAGCUUCUUCGACACAGACAGCAAAUGAGAAGCGGACGCUGCCAAAAGAAUUCGGAAUCUCAACAACCUUCGCCAAUGCCGCCGAAGGUACAAUGGUCGAGCGCUGACCGUGUUCGCCCAGUGCUCUUACCGGAACGGAAUAUUCUUUUCGGCUUAAUUGGCAUCCAGUGUUCCAGCCGUCAAUGGAGUUGAUUGAGAUUGAGGCACACUCAGCAGCAUACAGAAUCAGAGUAAUAAAUGCGCAAUCAAAGAGAUGCGCUACCGAA